AUGGCUACCCGCAUCUCGCGUCCUGAGUUUGAGGCCCAUGUCGAUCCGCUCAUCCAGGAGAUCCUCGAGUCGACCAAAGCAUACAACCUCCCAGAAAACGCCCAGAAAUGGUUUGAAUCCUCCCUCAAAGCCAACAUUGUUGGCGGAAAGAUGAACAGAGGCAUGUCCGUGCCAGAUACCGCAAGCAUCCUGCUGGGUCGAUCUCUGACGGCAGAGGAAUCGAAGCAUCUCUCUCUGCUUGGCUGGUUCACCGAACUCCUGCAAGCCUUUUUCCUGGUGAGCGACGACAUUAUGGACAGCUCGAUAACACGCCGAGGACAACCGUGCUGGUAUCGACAGGAGGGCGUUGGCCUGAUCGCUAUCAACGAUGCUUUCCUCCUCGAAGGCUCCAUCUACACCAUCUUGAAAAAGUACUUUCGCUCCCACCCCGCCUACAUCGACAUUGUCGAGCUUUUCCACGACACCACCUUCCAAACCGAGCUUGGACAGCUGUGCGAUCUCAUCACUGCGCCCGAGGACAAGGUCGACUUGGACAACUUCUCCAUGGAGAAGUACACGUUUAUUGUCAAGUACAAGACUGCCUACUACAGCUUCUACCUGCCCGUGACCCUCGCUCUGCACUAUCUGCAGCUCGCCACCCCGAAGAACUUGAAACAAUCCGAAGACAUCCUGAUCCCUCUUGGUGAAUACUUCCAGAUCCAAGACGACUACCUCGACGGCUUUGGAUCUCCCGAGACCAUUGGCAAAAUUGGCACCGAUAUCCAGGACAACAAAUGCUCGUGGCUCAUCAACCAGGCAUUGGAGAUUGUCACCCCCGAGCAGCGCAAGCUUCUCGACGAGGCUUACGGCCGCAAAGAUGCUGCCCUAGAGGCAAAGGUCAAGGUUCUCUACAAUGAUCUCAAGCUUGAACAGCGCUACAAGGACUUUGAAGAGAAGCGCGUUGGUGAGUUGCGUGAGAAGAUCUCUGCCGUUGACGAGUCCGAUGGCUUGAAGAAGGAGGUUUUCUCUGCUUUCCUCGACAAGAUCUACAAGCGCAGCAAAUAG
This is a messenger RNA of Talaromyces rugulosus, 1044 nucleotides long. RefSeq lists its product as uncharacterized. The record is from RefSeq and is a predicted model, not a curated record. The coding region runs from base 1 to 1044 and encodes 347 amino acids. Gene Ontology annotation, molecular function: dimethylallyltranstransferase activity; (2E,6E)-farnesyl diphosphate synthase activity. Gene Ontology annotation, biological process: trans, trans-farnesyl diphosphate biosynthetic process. The transcript has 2 exons. Lineage: Eukaryota; Fungi; Ascomycota; Eurotiomycetes; Eurotiales; Trichocomaceae. Gene Ontology annotation, cellular component: cytoplasm.